Molecule: messenger RNA, 1022 nt
Organism: Spodoptera littoralis (African cotton leafworm)
Lineage: Eukaryota; Metazoa; Arthropoda; Insecta; Lepidoptera; Noctuidae
Source: the annotation of a GenBank genome assembly
AUGAAUUCGUUUGAACAUGCGCUAACUUUUAGAAAAGAGUUAUUAAUUUCGGGAAAAUAUAGAAUAAUCAGAAGAAUAGGUGGUGGAUCAUUUGGCGAUAUUUAUUUAGGAAUAAACAUUUCAAAUGGCGAGGAGGUAGCAGUGAAGGUUGAAUCUAUAAAAGCGCGGCACCCGCAACUUCUCUAUGAGAGCAGAGUGUAUAAGAUGCUCCAAGGGGGCAUCGGCAUACCACACAUAAGAUGGUACGGCUACGAGAAGGAUCACAACAUCUUGGUGAUGGACCUCCUUGGUCCAUCACUCGAGGACCUUUUCAACUUCUGCUCCCGCCAGUUCACCAUCAAGACUGUUCUUAUGCUGGCAGAUCAAAUGCUGGGCCGCGUGGAGUUCAUCCACUGCAAAUGCUUCAUCCACCGUGAUAUCAAACCGGACAACUUCCUGAUGGGUAUCGGCCGCCAUUGCAACAAACUCUACAUGAUCGACUUCGGCUCGCUAAGAAGUUCCGAGACCUGCGCACACGCACGCACAUCUCAUACCGCGAGGAUAAGAACCUUACUGGUACGGCUCGGUACGCCUCUAUAAACGCCCACCUCGGCAUCGAGCAGUCACGGCGGGACGACAUGGAGUCGCUUGGAUACGUACUUAUGUAUUUCAACAGAGGUUCGCUGCCAUGGCAAGGUCUGAAGGCGAUCACCAAAAAGCAGAAAUACGAGCGGAUCAGCGAGAAAAAGAUGUCGACGCCCGUUGAGGUGCUCUGUAAGGGAUUCCCGGCUGAGUUUGCGAUGUAUUUAAAUUACUGCCGCGGAUUGACCUUUGACGAGGCUCCCGAUUACAUGUAUCUUAGACAGCUGUUCCGCAUCCUAUUCCGGACGAUGAACUACCAGUACGACUACACGUUCGACUGGACCAUCCUGCGGCAGCGCAAGCAGCACAUGGAGGCCGGCGCCGCGCCCGCCGACCGACGCUCGCCCUCCGUACAGCGGCGCGCCGCCCAGCAACCCAGCCAGCCGCCGCCCAACAACGAG